This is a messenger RNA of Guyanagaster necrorhizus, 1315 nucleotides long. RefSeq names its product NAD(P)-binding protein. Gene Ontology annotation, molecular function: oxidoreductase activity, acting on NAD(P)H, oxygen as acceptor. NCBI's taxonomy places the organism in Eukaryota, Fungi, Basidiomycota, Agaricomycetes, Agaricales, Physalacriaceae. Bases 193 to 1089 code for a protein of 298 amino acids. Gene Ontology annotation, cellular component: intracellular anatomical structure. The transcript is spliced from 4 exons. The record is from RefSeq and is a predicted model, not a curated record.
CCUUGCGGAAUCAAACCUUACCCAGAUAAACACGUAAGGGUAGCUUUCAUGCCCCGGUCCAAGCUGUAAAGGGCGAUAAUGAUAUCAGCAGCUUAGGGAACAUUCGCCAUCAGAUAAAGGACUAACCUUAAAACUCUACCACCUUCAGGACAGUAACACCUUUCUAGAUCCUCCCACUUCCAAAUUCCUACCAUGACCGAGCGGAAAGAUCUAUCCAGUCGCGUACUCCCCCAAAUGGUUCUCUCCGAUACAAGCAACCCCCUAACCGCACCGCUUCAACUAUCUGGAUCCUCACCAUCAGAACGUGCUUGUCAGCGAUUCGCCAUCGAGGGUAAUGCGAUAGUUACCGGUGGGUCUGGUGUGCUUGGGCUAGCAGCGUGCAGGGCUCUUCUCGAGCAUGGAGCAUCUGGCAUAUCAAUUUUCGAUGUUCUAGCUUCGAUCUCUUCAGGAAAGGAGGCGAUCACCCAGAUUCAAGUGGAUUUCCCCAAGGCUAAGGUUAUAACCAAGGUCGUGGAUGUCCGGGUUGAUGCGACUGUCCAUGCGGCGGUGAGUGAGACAGCAAUCGAGCUAGGGAGUGUAGACAUACUGCUAUGCUUUGCGGGUGUCGUCGGAACGACGCACGCUGUAGAUAUGGACGUUGCAGAGUGGAAGCGCGUGCUGGAUAUUAAUACGACCGGAAGCUGGAUCUGCGCUCAAGCUGUAGCCAAGCAGAUGAUCGCCCAGAAGAAGGGGGGGAGUAUACUCUUCACCGCUUCCAUAUCUGGGCACAGAGUCAAUUUCCCGCAACCGCAGGUAGCGUAUAAUGUCUCUAAAGGAGCCAUCGUGCAGUUGCGGUGUUCGCUUGCGGCUGAGUGGGCCCAGUACGGUAUUCGUGUGAACAGCAUUAGUCCUGGUUACAUGGACACCAUUCUUAAUGAAGGCGACGGCUUGGCGGAGGGGAGGAGAAUCUGGUGCGAAAGAAAUCCAAUGGGAAGGAUGGGCGCGCCUGAAGAACUGACUGGUGCGAUCGUUUUGCUCUGCAGCAAAUUUGCGGGUCGUUACAUUACUGGAGCUGACAUUCUCGUCGAUGGCGGUCAGACCAUAUUUUAGUGCUAUCUUGGAGGAAUAAACGCUAGAAAGACAAUAGAGAAUGAAUGUAGGCUGAAGGGAUACUUGUUCUUGUGCAGCAAUUUUACGUCGUUGGUCGUCCGGGCGCGGCUCGAUACACAGCGAAUAGCAUUGCCAGCGGACUACAAUACAAACAAUGGAGGCUCCUCAUAACUGCUGGAUGAAUUGCGCCUUGUCCCUCGUCCUCUCCAUGGCUGCGAAAAAUGUC